Rhagoletis pomonella (apple maggot) is the source of this 3410-nucleotide messenger RNA. Its product is annotated as ice-structuring glycoprotein-like. The transcript is spliced from 2 exons. The record is from RefSeq and is a predicted model, not a curated record. Lineage: Eukaryota; Metazoa; Arthropoda; Insecta; Diptera; Tephritidae. Bases 199 to 1599 code for a protein of 466 amino acids.
CUGAUCGAGACGUUGGGUGUAGAGCUGUACAAGGGUAAUCGGCGGCAACUGCAAGUUCUAAUGGAAAACGAUCGCUCCCACAAUGAGAAUAUACCGUUAGUGCAGGUUCGCGAUGUCAUGAAGUACAUGAAGCAGCUGUUGUUUAUGACUCGAAACCAGGAACAGCCGCCUUCAAAGCGCACACGUAUAAGCUAGGAAAUGGGUUGGGGAGCACAACAUAUACAACAACAACAGCAACAACAACAACAACAGCAGCAGCAGCAGCUGCAGCAGCAACAACAGCAAGCUCAACAACAGCUUCAGCAACAAUUGAAACACAAGUCGUCUUCGUCUUCAUCGUCAUCCGCAUCGGCAGCUUCGUCGUCCGCCAACACCUCGGCAGCAGCAGCACAACUUCUUCAACAACAACACCAACAACAUCAUCAAAACGCAGCUGCAGCCGCGGCUGUAGCAGCGGCAGCAGCCAUGCAUGCACCGCAUAGCGCGCAUGUAGCACCCCUGGCACCACCGCUACCACACCCUCACACGCACCCGCAUUCGCUUGAUAUGUUGUACUCCCACAGCCGCCAACAACAGCAACAACAACUCCAACACUACCACCAACACGCCCAGCAGCAACAACAGCAUUACCAACAAAUCAGCGCCGGCAAUAGCAACAACGGCAGCACUAGCAACCAUGGCCACGGCCUAAGUUCACAAAGCGCUGGCAGCGGCUCAUCGUCGUCGUCUACGUCAAAGAGCAGUAGUAGCAGUGCAUCAAAUGGCAAUGUUUCGCGUCAUACUGCGUCCUCCACCAACACCGCAGCGCAGCAGUUAGCCGCCGCAGCUGCAGCCGAAAGUGCAGCUGCUUACAACUUCUUAUGCGGCUCCGCAGCUGCAGCUGCCGCUGCCGCUGCCACCAUGCUUAGUCCACCGCUAAGCGCCAAUUCUACGCUUGCAGCGGUCAAUCCAUUUGCAAAUCCUUUCGAUUGGCUGGGAGCAGGCGGUGCUACAGCUGCAACGGCACACGCAGAUAAACAAGCACGCGCCGCUGCAGCAGCAGAGAAGCAAGCGCGCGCUGCCGAUGCUAGUCGCUACAAUCGCGCCGCUCAACAGCAGCAACACCAACAGCUACAGCAGCAGCAACAACACAAUAGUGCAACGGCCGCCACGCCCUCGUCCUCCACGGCAGCAGCAGCGGCUGCAGCAGCUGCUAAUGAUUUUAUGUCGCUCUUCAGCGCCGCAGCUGCAGCAGCAGCAGCUGGAGAGCACGCGUCUACGCAUCGCAGCUCCUCGAACGCCUCAGCGGCUUCGGUGGCAAGCUCGGCUUCGUCUACCGCAGGCGCCGCGGCGACUACGGCACACAAAUUGAGCUCAGCGGCAUCGUCAGCAGCUUUGGCAGCAGCACACGCAUCCUCAUUAUUCUCGCCACCAUCAGCGGCGGCGGCUGCAGCCAAUGCAUAUCACUUGCAAUCGCCUAGUGCAGCGGUAGCGGCGGCCGCCGCAGCUGCUGCAGCAGCAGGAACACACGGACUGCCGUCGCCGACGAUAUAUCCCCCAACGCCGCCGCCAUCGACGCCCUGGAUUCAUCCCUGGUACGCGGGUGGCGAGACAUUUUGAAGUUGACCCGGACGCGCGAUAUAAAACACAACAAAAGGCGUGACAGCAAAUGCGUUGGUUAAGGUGGGAUAAAAAAGAGAGUUAGAAAACGAGGAUAUCGAGGUGAAAUUGUUUGGUACGCAUGAACUUGGCAAUAGUGUUAAAUUUUAUCAGCGGAAGCGUUGCGGUCUACCGAUUUUAUUACUUUAUGUGCACAAUUCGUUUGCACAACGUUGAUUGCUGUUUAUUAAGUUGUAUAUUAUGUUGUGCUAUGUACAUUUUUUUGUUUUGAAAACUAUCGAAUAUAAUCGCUUCAUAUUGAAAGUGAUCUAUCUAACAGAAUUUAGGUUAUAUUUUGCAUUCAAUUUUUACUGGGAUAUUUAAUUUGAAUAAUUUAUUGCUGUAUUAAAAAAAUGUAAUCCUUUUGCAUUGAGUGAUUUAAAAACAUUAAGCUUGAGUAAGAGAAAAAAAUUCGAAUGCGAUAAAAAAUGUACACCUCCCCAGAAACCAUAAAAAAAAAUAAUGGAACAAGAAAAUUAAAUGAACAAACACUGAAACAAAGAACUGAAUGUAAAUUUAGUAAAGCAAAAUUUUAAUAAAUAUGUGAACUGCUUAAGGUACUUAAUAAUGUAUUUCUCCAAGUACGCAAGCGUUUAUGGAUAUUUGAAAAAUUAUUCGCUGAACAGUUAUCAGAAAAAGCGUUAACAAGUUCAAUAACAAGUUUUCUUUGAAACAUAAAUGUCACACUAAUAGUUUUGUAAGUUUGACUGUAAAUAGAGCAUAGCAGUAAUGUAGAAAAUUUAGGUUAGAACCUACUAUAAAUAGGCCAACCGUACGUUUACUUAAAAUGACGGCAAAUGGCCAUUCUUAUAAGUAAUUCACCAUUAAAAAAAUAUUCACUCUCAGAAAACUACACCAAAUUAAAUGAGAAAUCAAAUUUCGCUAGAUUCAUAUAAAUGCAAAAACAAAGAGCCGGAGUAAAAGUUGUCAUGUCAUUCAUGUAGACUCAUUGUCUAUUAAAACUAAAUUAAUUAUAGUGGAAACUUGAAGCGUGAACACACAUUUCUUCUAAGGAAAAAUAUGAAACAUUUUAAUAACGGAAUUUAAAAUGGCUUUAUAGAUGUUGACUGAAGAACGAAAAAAAAAAAACUAAAAUCGAAGUUCCCAAAAUCUUAUCUACAAUUAUAUUUAGUUAGUCUGCAAAUCAAAUUGCGAGUUUUCCUUACAUUCUAAAAUAUUAAAUUGGCCUAUAGCCUACGUACAUGCAUACGCAAAAUUAUUCUUUUUUAACCAAAUGCUCGUAAGACAAGCAACUUCCGUAUGAGAAAUAGUUAGCGAGUUCAAAUGUAAUCCGUUUUAUGGAUUAAGCACAUAAGUUUAUCAUUUGUUAAUUUCUGUUAUAGAUAAGUAAUUAAAAAACACAAAUUAAGCCUGCAAGUAUUUCUCGCUCCUUAUUAGUUAGCAAUUGAAUAAGCGUUACUUUAUUUUUUUUUUUUUAUAGCGGUUUUUACAUAUGUACAUAAGUUUGUAUGUAUGCGUAAAUGUAGCAUUAACUUGAAUUUAAUUUGUUUUUAAUUUAUUUUUUUGUGUGAUUUUCUAUUAGCAAAUGCGAAACAGGCCCAAAUUAAAUAUAAUUACUUUAUUCAAUAAAAAGCUUAAAAAGAUGAAAAUCAAAGACUAGAAUUACUGGUGUUAAAUUUAGUAUUAAAUUAAAUAAUCAAGCGAAAAGGAAAAAAUAAAAACAUAAAAAUUAUAACACAAAUAAAUACAUUAUACAUCAUAUUUGCUUAAUCAGUAAAUAAAGAAUUACAACAAAAUGCAUUGUAAAUACA